CCUCAGUUGGUCAGGUCAGCAACACCACUCUUCUGAUCACUAGGUUACUGUUCUGGAGUGCCCAUUCAGCGGCGACUAACUCCUUCUUUCGAUUGUCUGUUGCUCUUCGCUGACACAUUGGCCCUGGUAGUAGGUCUGCUGCAAUGGCGACUAAGCUUCUCGCGUCGGUCCCUUUGGCCAAGGCGGCGUCGAAUGUAGAUGAGUUCGAGAAGCUACGAAGCAACUCCUUCAUUCAGCGGACAGCCAGGAGUUUGACGAUCAUUCAGGCUGCUUGCAUCGUCGUCUUCGUGAUAGUUAUGGGUUUCGGAGUCAUGAGACAUGGAGGGCCAACGCAAAGUGCGGUGGGCGCUUCCUCCGACAUGGAUGCCACGACGUGGGGCGGAUCCGUGUGGGAAGAUCAAGUCAGGUCAUCCGCGGCUACUCGCGGAAGUGGGAUGGUGGUGCUCGUGACAGGCGCCGCAGGAUUCGUUGGCUCGCACACGUCGCUGGCUCUGAAGAAGAGAGGCGAUGGCGUCGUUGGAAUAGACAAUUUCAACAACUACUAUCCCGUCGCCCUCAAGCGCGCCAGACAGGAGCGGCUACUAGCUAAUGGAGUGUUCAUAGUAGAGGGCGACAUCAACGAUCAGCGUCUUUUGGCCAAGCUCUUCGAGAUCGUCGGGGUCACGCAUGUUCUUCAUCUUGCCGCUCAGGCCGGUGUGCGGUACGCCGUUCACAAUCCACUGGCGUACGUUCAGAGCAAUGUCAACGGGUUUGUCACCCUUCUUGAAGAGAUUAAGAAAGCUGACCCGCAGCCUGCAGUUGUCUAUGCGUCGUCGAGUAGCGUAUACGGUUUGAACUCUAAAGUGCCGUUUUCUGAAGAGGAUCGGACGGACCGGCCUGCAAGCUUGUACGCCGCCACUAAGAAAGCGGAUGAGGUCCUGGGACACACCUACAAUCACAUCUACGGCCUCUCCAUCACUGCUCUUAGAUUCUUCACUGUCUACGGCCCAUGGGGUCGCCCAGACAUGGCGUACUUCUCCUUCACACGGAACAUCAUGGACGGAAAGCCCAUCAAGAUCUUCCGCGGACCCAAGGGGGAGGAGCUGGCUCGCGACUUCACGUUCAUUGACGACGUGGUGAAGGGCUGCCUCGCCUCGCUCGACACCGCCUUGCCGAGCGUCGGCAGCAAGGGGAAGCGGCGAAAGGCUCAGUUCCGGGUGUACAAUCUCGGGAAUACCCAGCCGGUUAAGGUUGGGGAUUUCGUUAGCAUCCUGGAGAAGCACCUGGAGGUCAACGCCAUUAGAGAGGUUGUUCAAAUGCCAAGCACUGGGGAUGUAAUGUUCACGCAUGCCAAUGUGACAAGAGCAAAGAAUGAUCUUGGAUAUAGCCCAUCCACAGAUCUUGAAGUGGGACUGAAAAAGUUCGUGGAUUGGUACCAGGUUUACUACAAGAGAGGCAGCAGCCACGAGCAAUCACUGCAAGGAUACAAGCCAUAUUGAUGCUCGCAGAUGAUGGAUGCAGCAUUGACACACCACUAAUUGAUUUGUGUAGGUCACUGACUGACACUUCUGCAGCGAGAUUGUCUUCAGCUGUGUUGGGCUGAGAAAAGCCCUUAGGAUCUUUGCAGAGACUAAGUCCCAGCUGUAGAGACUUGAGACUUGGAGUAGUGCAGCGGAAGUUGAGACAGUUGAACCCUUGUACUAGUAUGUGAGAACAAGUGAUU
Messenger RNA from Closterium sp. NIES-67, 1702 nucleotides. The record is from the annotation of a GenBank genome assembly. NCBI's taxonomy places the organism in Eukaryota, Viridiplantae, Streptophyta, Zygnematophyceae, Desmidiales, Closteriaceae.